Molecule: messenger RNA, 4867 nt
Organism: Varroa destructor (honeybee mite)
Lineage: Eukaryota; Metazoa; Arthropoda; Arachnida; Mesostigmata; Varroidae
Product: chitin synthase chs-2-like
Biological process (GO): chitin biosynthetic process
Cellular component (GO): cell periphery; cell septum
Molecular function (GO): chitin synthase activity
Source: RefSeq, a predicted model, not a curated record
UACAACACGGGUCAUAAAAGCCCUUAGCUUUGUUGUCACAUUUGUCAUUAUACUUGGCUCGGCAAUAACCUCUCGAAUGUCUCUUUUGCUAAUGGUCUCGCAACUUGACAUCCCUCAUGGAGAGAAUAUGAUGAACGUAGUAUACUACAACCGAACGAAUCAAAGUUUCAACCGCUCACUUCCCAUGAGAGUCGUAUGCAGCGAAUCUGUGUUAGGGCUUAGUCCUUCUAGUAAGGAUAACUCCUUCUCGGUCAGCACCAACAAAUUUCAAGCAGUUGUAUGGACAUGGGUGCUACUGUUGUGUCUAAUUACUCCCGAAUGUUUGAAACUACUCGUUUCGGUGAAGCUAUGCUUGUUCAAACCAAUUAUCUGGCCUUCUGCAACAACCCUCGGUUUGACGCUCUUUAUGGAGGGUCUACAUGCAUUCGGAUGCGCCUGGCUAACGUUUGGGAUUCUGCCGAAAUUAAAUGUUGUGCAUGGAGCCAUGCUGGCUAACUGUGUGUUCUUCGUACCAGCCAUGAUACGGCUCUGUCAUAGCAAGUGCUUUCAGAAGAUUUUUACGUUAGAAUCCGUCUGGGAAAUUGUGGUUCGAGUUGUCGUAGUGAUAUUUCAGUUGUCCGGCCUGUUGGCGUGGGCUCUAUUAGACCCACAGCGCCUGUGGGGUCUGCCAUUUUCUCUUAUACUAAUAUCCUGCGGAUGGUGGGAGAACUUUAUAGGAGCUACCGCACGUUUACUGGAGUUCAAAGAACACCUACAAGCUAGCAAAACGAUUACAAAUAUUCUUUUGGCGAUUUGGAAAAGCUUCAUCUUUCUCAUCGUCGCCGUAGCUAUCACCGGGCAGCGCGUUUCGUAUUGGCAGCCGGAACCGGAUUACGGGGCGCUCUUCUCGAACCUUCCUGAUGCGUAUCACGGAUUUUCGGUAGCAGCUUUUGAAACAGACAUCUAUAUAAACUCGUUGUUAAACGAAGAAGAAUCGAUUUUCGCACCUUUAUUCAACGUUUCAAAUGUUACACUCCUCGGUCAAAAGGAGACUUCUCCGGUGCGUGUGAAAACAAGCCUAAAGCUUGUUGGCGAGAUCCGAAGCCCAAAGUGGACCCCGCUUUUAGUUGGUCUGAUUCACGUAUUGUCCUCGUACUUGUGCUACUCGGCUUCGACCUUCGCUUGUCAAGUUGGUAUUCAACACUUUUCGAUGGCCUUCCCACUUUUGCUGGGUGUGCCCUUUACAACUGGAGUCCUUGGGUUCUUCUGUGCGUUACAAGCGGAUGAUUCGUGUUUCACGAUGGGCUUGCCCGGGUCGCACUUCUACAACUGCCUUCCACAAGGUCCCGACGAUAGCAUCGAAAAGUUUCUGCUUCACAAAUACACCUGGAUGUGGCUCUUGUGGCUGUUCAGCCAGACGCAAAUGACAUCAUAUAUAUGGAGAUCGGCGCAUCAUCGUAUGGCAAAAGUCUCCAAAUUAUUUAUGAAUUCAUACUAUUGUCCGGUGUGCGUGGAGCAAUCAAUAAUGGCAUUUCGACGAAGAGACGACCCUACGGCUACAGAGAGUGGUUUGAGGACCGAUCCAGAGCCGUCACACAGAUCUAUAUGUUCAUAUUCCAAGUUUGUCGAAGCUGAUUCUCCGGAUGUGUCGGAUCACUCAAUUGUUCGUAUCAUAGCGUGUGCGACGAUGUGGCAUGAAACUGAGGCGGAAAUGAUACAGUUACUAAAAAGCGUGCUGAGGAUGAGUGUUGAUCAGUGCAGUAUGCAACGGAACGAUCCCGACUACUACGAGCUUGAAGCGGAAAUUCUUUUCGACGAUGCCUUUGAGACUACCGACGGUGUGAGAAGGGUGAAUCGAUACGUGAAGACACUCAUUACGGCCAUGGACGUUGCAGUCAGCAAGGUAUAUGGCGCGGCCACAAAGAUCAAGCUGCCUAAAAAGGUGUCAACGCCAUAUGGGGGUCGCCUAGAGUGGGAUCUUCCCUCUCUGAAUUCGUAUCAGCUGAGCGGCAAGACACGUCUUUUCGUUCACCUUAAAGAUAAGACGCUCAUUAGAGCUCGAAAGCGCUGGAGUCAGGUGAUGUACAUGUAUUAUUUACUUGGCUAUUGCUUCCACAAGUUAAGUCUCAAUGACUAUCAAAAGAAGCUUCGAUCUAGAAAUACAUUUCUACUAGCAUUGGAUGGAGACAUUAACUUUCGGCCUCACGCCGUCAAACUGCUUGUUGAUUUGAUGAAAAAUAAUCCCUCACUUGGAGCUGCCUGUGGAAGGAUUCAUCCCGUAGGAUCGGGACCAAUUGUAUGGUACCAAAAAUUCGAGUACGCAGUAGGCCAUUGGCUCCAGAAGGCUACCGAACAUAUUUUCGGCUGUGUCCUUUGUAGUCCUGGCUGCUUUUCAUUGUUCCGUGCGGAAGCUCUAAUGGCUAAUGGCGUAAUGCAAACCUACACGACAGAGUGCACGGAACCUCAGCAUUACGUGCAAUACGAUCAAGGCGAGGACAGAUGGUUGUGUACGCUUCUCUUGCAGCGGGGAUAUGGCGUCGAGUACAGUGCAGCUUCCGACGCCCACACAUACGCGCCCGAAUCAUUUUCAGAUUUCUUCAGGCAACGACGCCGCUGGGGCCCUUCUACCCUGGCUAACAUUGUCGACCUCUUGUUAUCAGCGAAGCAGACCAUCAAAAUUAAUGCGAACAUCUCCGUUCUGUAUAUUAUGUACCAAUUUAUGCUUCUGAUAGGAAAUAUUAUCGGCCCAGGUAACAUCUUUAUGAUGAUGGUCGGCUCUUUCGUAACAGUGUUCUCCAUUGCCAUCUAUAAGGCAAUGCUCAUCAACCUUGUUCCCGUAUUACUCUUCGUUGUCGUAUGUUUCUUCUGUAAAGAUCAGAAGCAGAUCUUUCUGGCACAGGUCCUCUCGUUUCUGUAUGCGUUGGUGAUGACAGCCGUACUCAUGGGUAUCGUGAUUCAGAUUAAUGACGAAGGGCUGGGAUCACCCUCCGCUAUGUUCUUUGUAACACUUUGUAUCAGCUUCACUGUUACCGCAUUGCUACAUCCUAGGGAGUUACUAUGCAUUAUGCAUGGAAUACUGUAUUUUCUGCUAGUGCCUGCUAUGUAUCUCUUUCUAACGAUCUACUCAGUGAUGAAUCUGCAUGUGGUCGUAUGGGGUACGCGCGAAAAGCCACCAACAGCGGAAGAACAAAGAAUCAAAGAAGAAGAACAGCAAGUUAAAUAUGCUGAAAAGGCGAAAAAUUCGAUCGUUCGCCAGUUGAUCAAUGCGAUCCUAAACUGGCGCAAUGGCGACACUACCCUGAACAACACUUUGGAGGAGCUCACUUCAAAAAUAGACAAAGUGUUGACGAUAGUGGGUUCCUCAAAUACUGAGAUAAGCGCAUCAUCUGGCGGGCUAACCAACAGUAACCGUAGCGAUAACGAACCACAACAAUCAAACGCAGAAACUGAAGGCGAAGAAAACAAGGUUGAGUGCGAUGUCUCUGAAGUCGCAAAAGAGGUGGAUUUACCCCUGUGGAAAACAGAAAGAAUGUGUGCGUGGCAAUCUGAUCCUGAGGUUCCUACAGGACCGAACACAGAACUGCAUGAACAUGAAGUACGAUUCUGGAACGAUAUGUUGGAUGAAUUUCUCAGACCACCUGAAGAAUCAAUUCAGGAUCGGAAAGCGAUGCAGAGAAGUCUCAUUGAGCUCCGGAACAAUAUCUGUUCUGCCUACUUCAUGUUGAACGCUCUCUAUGUUUUGGCCCUGUUUUUUCUGCAAAUCAAUAAGGACAGCCUUUUCAUAGAAUGGCCUUUUGGUGGAAAUCACACUAUCCAAUUUGUGCCGAUCACAAGGCAAGUAACAAUUACGCGAUACUACCUUCAUCUCGACCCAAUUGGACUUGGCUUCGUGGUAUUCUUUGCCGUUGUACUGUUCGUACAAUUUUUGGGAAUGCUAUUACACCGGCUUGAGACAUUCAAAUAUGUUUUGGCUGUUGCCACGGUACGGGGUCAAAACAGCCGAAUUGGACGACGAGGAACUAUAACUCAAGCUGUAGGUCAUCAACCGAGUGAACUACUGAGUAACGAUAGUCUCCAUUCUGCGAUAUCUGAAGAAAGGCACGCUGACAUUACUGACAAACUGGCCGAGACGGAACAAGCUACAGAAACAGCCUGUGAUGAAGUCAUACAACUAUGCGACACCCUGCCCUUCAUACGUUCUAAUGUGUCCUCGACGGAUACUGGAGAAUCGAAGGAACGUAUUGAUAAUCAUGAUCAUCCCCCCGGCGCACAAGGCGAUGCGAAUUACGACCUUCUAGCAAUCCAGUUGGAGCAUUCGUCCUCGGACGCUUUGGCGCAGACAACAGGCAAUGCUGCGUCGGCCGAUAGCCAAGACGUUCCAUUCUACGAGGUUACACUCGUUGAUCAGCACUUUGUCCCGUCGAACGAACUCACAAAUCGGACACAUGCCAGUGACUCAUCAGAACUCAACGAAUAUUCGAUGUCGAAAUAUUCUAGAAAAAAACGACAAGGUGUUGGAUCGAAAGCGGUUUCUGUCACGUGGACUCACCUGGCGUCUUCCGCGGAUUCCAAGAACCAUUUCUGAUAAGAUCGAAAUGGUUUCCGUAACUACCAAUGAAACAAAACAAGACUGAACGGAGUUCAAAUCCUCUGCAUGUAUCGUCGCCGUUUCUUUAUAGCUGAUUCACGAAGCGCACUCUUAUCGGAGAGAGUAGUAAAUAGGAAGCAUACAUGGUUGACGAAAAAGGAAACAGACAAACUAUCGAACACCUUUUAAAGGUGUAUAUUGUCAUAAUACAUACGAAACAUCUGGUCCACGUUUAUGCAUUCUAGCAAUGUCUUUUUUUUCCCAACAUUAGUCGAAUUUAAUUCAAAUAUCUGAAUAUCU